AUGCCUAUUCCAGUUGAACAGAUCCUCGCACCAUAUGAAUACAAACCCGAGCUCGUGGAGCGCAUAGCCUCACGGACAGUCAAACCCCCUAUCACCAUAACCAAACCCAAUCCAGAAUGGCCACAACGAUUCGAAGAAGUCAAAACGCGAAUUGAAAAAGCCCUUGGGUCCUUCAUUGCGGUGAUCACUCAUACCGGCUCAACCAGUGUUCCCGGUCUACCCGCAAAAGACAUUAUUGACAUCGAUUUGACUCUGAAAGAUGCCACGGAUGAAGUAUCAUAUGUGAAGCCACUGGAAGAGGCAGGGUUCAAGUUUCUCUUACGCGAGCCCCGAUGGCAUGAGCACCGGUUCUUUGUUGAGGAUUGGCCUAACGCCUACCAUGUUAAUCUCCAUGUGUGGGGCCCUGACUCACCUGAGGCUGCUCGUCACCUUAUCUUUCGUGACUGGUUACUUAAAUCGCCGGCGGACCGGGAUCUUUAUGCAAAGGUGAAAUAUGAAGCGGCGGAACAGACUUCGGAUGAGGAAUCAGUUAUGGAUUAUACUCUUAGGAAGGAUAAGGUGAUUCAGGAGAUUUUAGGAAGAGCAUUUCGUGAUUUGGGCUAUAUCGAAUGA
Messenger RNA from Penicillium malachiteum, 612 nucleotides. Its product is annotated as GrpB family protein. The coding region runs from base 1 to 612 and encodes 203 amino acids. NCBI's taxonomy places the organism in Eukaryota, Fungi, Ascomycota, Eurotiomycetes, Eurotiales, Aspergillaceae. The transcript has a single exon. The record is from RefSeq and is a predicted model, not a curated record.